Molecule: messenger RNA, 4265 nt
Organism: Solea senegalensis (Senegalese sole)
Lineage: Eukaryota; Metazoa; Chordata; Actinopteri; Pleuronectiformes; Soleidae
Product: zinc finger protein 395-like
Exons: 10
Coding region: 161-1444 (427 amino acids)
Biological process (GO): regulation of transcription by RNA polymerase II
Cellular component (GO): nucleus
Molecular function (GO): RNA polymerase II cis-regulatory region sequence-specific DNA binding; DNA-binding transcription factor activity
Source: RefSeq, a predicted model, not a curated record
CCACUCCGGGUUUUAUGCGACACUGGCUGCAGCUUGCAGCAGCAGCUCACUCAAACACUCUCACACUUACAUAUUGAGCUCAAAUGGAACAGUAGUGUGGUGGAUACAUCCUAACCUAUUUUUGAAGUGUGGUUUUUCUUCUGCUGCAGACUGUGUAGACAUGCUACCAAAGACGCGCCUCGGGAAGCGUUCGCCACUCGGUGCGCUGGUGAGCUCCGCGUGUACGGCAGGAGCUAACCCAGAGACAGCCAAGACUGGUGUCACCAUGGCGACGGCAGCGGGACCUCAGGCCAUCACCAGAGUCAGGGGUCACCCUGGACUGAAGGUGUAUUUUCAGUGUGCAGGAAAAGGUGACUCUCCAGGAAUGGCGGAUCAGCUGGAUCUCACGGAGAGUGACAUCUCUGCUGUUUGGCCUUCAUCUCAUUCUUCCUCCUCCUCGUCAGUGCUUCCAUCCAACAGCAGAUGCAUUUCCUCUUGCAUCGACGUCCCCAGCAGACAGAGGAGUCCAGGGGACGUGGACAUGGACGAAUUGAUGGCGGCGAUGGUCCUAAGCAGUUUGUCCUGUAGCCCUCUGAUGCACAGUCCCACCAAUCCUGAACCACCAGCUCCGGUGAUGGACUGUGUAGGCGGCGAGCUCUCUGACAGCAGCAGCAGCGGCAGCGGCUACUGGAGUGUCGGCCAGGCCAACGGAAGCCCGGCCCCGUCUCCACCAAUCCUAGAGAAUGACGUCAACCUGACUGCAGUCCCCGACGAGGGGCUGGACAUGGAGAUGGAACAGGAGAUCUCUGACGAGCCAGCACCGAGGAAGCGCAGAAACUCGGUGAAGGUGGCGUACAGGUGUCUGUGGCCCGCCUGUGGAAAGGUGCUGACCACGGUGGUGGGAAUCAAACGUCACAUCAGAACAACACACCUGUGCCGUGGUGGAGAACAUGAGCGCUGUUCUCGCAGCGAAGAGGAUUUUUACUACACCGAGGUCACCCAGCAUCAGUCUCCUCCACACCCUCCCCCCUGUAGCCCUGCCCCCUCCUCGCCGUCCAACUGCCCCGCCUCACCAGCGAGCCCUUCAUCGCCCUCCUCUCCAUCUCCCCCGUUCCCAACCUGCAGCGCUCUGAGUUCCUCUGCGCCUUCCGGCAGCUUCUGGCAGGUCAAGUCAGAGCACUCCUACCAGGCUCCGCCUCCCAGCCAAGUCAUCACAGAGGCAGCUUCUAUCACGGUGUCCAGUCGUUGGACAGCCCCACCUUCCACCUGCUUCAACAAACAGGCUUUGCCGUUCAGAGUGCGUUCAGUAAGUGUUGGGGAACAGUGGCUGCAGAACCACAGCACCCCCUGCAGGAGGAUCCGUGGAGAGGCUAAGAAGUGUCGGAAGGUUUACGGCAUCGAGCACAGAGAUCAGUGGUGCACGGCCUGUCGUUGGAAGAAAGCCUGCCAGCGCUUCCUCGACUGAACGGGAAGGUUGAACAUAAAUGGACAAGCGGAGGAGUUGGUCACUGAGGGGGGGAUGUACAGAGGACGGACAGAGCGGGAGUAUCUGCAGACUAUGGACCGAAGUGGAGUCGUACUGUGGGGUUGGACAGAGAGGGACUGUCAGCGAGGAGCUUGGCUUCGCCUGGUGGAUGUUUUAUACCUAAAUUUGCCUUUAGAUUAGUUUUUAUACUUGUACUUUUGCUUUAAGUCUCUUUCAUUUUUGAAUGUGUAGUUUAUAGCUGCUGCUGUCUAACAGAACCUUUGUCUCGUCGGUGCUCUUUUUUGUGAUGAAGUGAUCUGGGGCAGCUAUGAUGUGACCUUUGACCUGGUCACCUGUUGACCUGAGGCAGCUGAGUGGCCAGUGCUCCACGUGUGUUCUUAAAGAACAAACAGCCUCUGCGUCAAUUAAGUUAAGGAGAGUAGCUGCUUAACUUUAGACCUUAAAGGCCCAGUUAUACUAAUAUUUUGCAGCAAAGUCAAUAUUUCUCAGUGGAAUCAAUGUGACUUGAUAAUUUACUUGCAGGAUUAAAAUAAAGUCUGUUUUAUCGAACCGUCCUGACAGAGAUCUAAGCACACAAGUUUGCUAAUUUCUUAUUACAUACAGGUAAUUGACGGCCACACUUGCCAAUACAGCCUAGGCUACAUUACCUUUAGGGUGAAGGUCGGAGUUUAAUCACCUCAAUCAGAGGAAGAAGAAUUGCUUUGCUACCAUGGUCCAUAAAAUAAACAUUUGUGUUAUUCUGUGUAUUAGUUAACACAAGGCCAUAAGUGUCAUUUAUGCUCAGUGUUAGAAUGUUAGAUACAUAUGCAAACAGAAGGAGCCCCAUGUCCAUAUCUGUAGUAUUAUUAUUAUUACUACAUUAUUUGUAUCCGUGAGAUUUCGGUUGACUUGCACAAAGGAACUAAAGCAAUACCACCAUAAAUUGAGGGAUGGCAGUUUGUGUGACAACUCCCUUUGAAAUUCAACAGUGGCAUAACUUUAUGAGACUGUGCGUGUUGAUAAUGAACUCAACAACAAUGUGGCCGCUUUUUCGUAUAUCUCUUUUUGUACAUAGACAUACAUUUGAUUAGACAAAUGUAUGUCUAUGUACAAAAAGAGAUAUACGAAAAAGAAGGAUUAAUAGGGAGAGCCGCUUGGCCGCUCUCACCUUUACUUGACACUUGACUUAGUUCAUACAACUGAUAACCAAUAAGUGUAAUAAAUGUAACCAAACCCCUAAACCACUUUUUUUGGAUAUAUAAUGUAAUGUUAUUUUGAGAUCCAGGUGCAAAUCUUCACAGUUUAGUAGGAAAAAUUGAAAUUAUACUGCCUGUCUGGUCAAACACCAGCUACUGCGUUCAAAUUUUUGCCAUUGGCUUUCGUAGUUCACUCUUCCAUCACCCUCUUGUCUAAUCAGCGUGAGGCUCGCUGUCCCAGACUCCUCCCCUUUUUGUUCGAUGUCAGAUUUCACUAUCAGGCGACGUCUCCUGUUCUACUUCUCACUCUUCCUCCCUCCUCUUCUCCCUAACUCAGGUCUCAGUUCACUACUUGACAGAUGGGGGUUUAGUUACACUUUGUUUUGAGGAAAUGUGGAAAAAAGUGGAGCUUCUGGCUCUAUAAGAGGAUUCUAACCAUUAGCACGAAGAUGUUAGUAUAACCUAUUCAAUUCAAUUGGUGAAUCAUUCCUGGUAAUUAUGGCGCAGACAAAAAUAAUAAUUCUUACUGCCUCAACGUGUGAAUAUAUCAGGCCAUAGCGUUUGAGCUCAGAGCUAAUGAAAGUUGUCCAUUUCCACUUAUAAAUGUGGACUGGCCCAAGUCUACAUUGAUUGUAGAAUAAACGUUGUGGUCAGAAACUCGGUGCUAAUGUGUCCGUCUGGUGCUACACAGGCCGUGGUGUAAUGCGCAGUUAGAUCAGGAAAGAACUGAUUCAGGAUCAGCCUCAGCUCCUCUCACACCAAACCUGUAACUGAGCGCUUUGGUUGUCUGUAACAUGAUGGUGUAGCCUUUCUGAUGUUUUGCACCUGACGAACACCAAACCAGUGACUCAGCAAGUUGAACCGUUUUGUUGAUUUUGUAUGUUUUGCUGAGAUCAGUGGAGUUUGCCUGUCAGCAUCAAGUACGGCUUAAGUCUCACAAACAACAUCAUGUCCGUGUUGGUACUUCCAUAAAAUAUGAAAAUGAAGAAAAAUGUCAAUUAUUGUUUCCAAAUACUCCCAAAACAUUUUUCCCUCACGUCUUGUUUUGUCCACAAACCAAAAAUAUUAAGUUUACUGUAAAAGAGGAGCAACGAACAUGCUGAAACCACAAAAAAAAACAGUUGAUUAGUAAUUGAUUCCUUCAUCAAUUCAUUACAGCCCUACUUCGCAAUAACAGUCGUCUCCCACAUUGUAAAUACAUGUAUCCAUCACUCUUCAUCUAUUAAUUUCCCUUCACUUGCAUAGUUAGGAAGCAAAAGCCAUUUCCACUCCUGAUGAAACCACAUGCAGUAUUGAUCAGUCAAGUUUUAUCAAAACUAACACAAUGCACACCAAUAUGAGUAUACACGUCAUAAUAUGUACUUGCUCCUGGGGUAUACAUACAGAUAUAUACAUACACUGGGUCCAUAUAUCAAAUUGUGAUGAUUCCUUAAGAUUUUUAUCAGUCAUUGUUGCCGCAGAAAGACGUUUGUUUGCAUUGAAUUCUGUACGUUAUUUUUUUAUUAUAUGUUCGUUUAAGAGCAACAAAAGUUCAACGUUGAUCAUUGUAAUCAAAUCAUUUCUAAGAUGCACUCUUUUAUACAUGUGAAAUCGCAAUGUUAUAAUAAACUGGAAUGAGCUGAAAA